Molecule: messenger RNA, 1580 nt
Organism: Thalassophryne amazonica
Lineage: Eukaryota; Metazoa; Chordata; Actinopteri; Batrachoidiformes; Batrachoididae
Product: protein FAM102B-like
Exons: 14
Coding region: 49-1431 (460 amino acids)
Source: RefSeq, a predicted model, not a curated record
CGUUCAACGAUCCUCACUUUGUCUUGACUAUUUAUUAGACUGAACGUCAUGGCAUUCAGUCUUGUAAAAAAAAGAUUUAAAUUUAAAGUAGAUUUCGACCUGGAGGACCUUUCGUCGGUACCUUUAGUCAAUGGCCUUUUAUUCUGUAAAGUUCGUCUUCGCGAUGGAGCGUUGGUCGGACGUUCUUCUCGGAACCCUGUUCAAGAUAACUGUGUACGCUGGAAUAAAAAAUUCUCAUUUAUGUGCAAGAUGACUGCCAAUGCUAAGACAGGUGUACUCGAUCCCUGUGUGUGUCGAGUUUCUGUGCGUAAGGAAAUGAAGGGUGGAAAAACAUUUGUAAAGCUGGGCUAUGCUGACCUGAAUCUGUCUGAGUUUGCUGGAUCUGGUGUCACGACAAGGCGAUGCCUCCUAGAAGGAUAUACUAAGAACACCAGACAGGACAACUCAAUUCUUAAGGUUGUUAUCACCACUAAACUUGUGUCUGGAGACCCCUGUUUUAAAACUCCCCCAUCUACAACCAUGAGCCUGGCCAUGCCACAGCCCGACGCAGAGUGCCUCCUUGAGGAGAGAAAGGGAGGAGAUCCUACUGUUGCUCAUUCUGUGGCUGCAACCCAAGCACAAUCCACAACGGUUCCAGAGGAGUUGCAAGGUCAUGGUCAUUGUAUGCCUGUCAACUGUGCUGUUCGGGGAUCACAAUUCUCAGCAACUUUGGGAAAGUCAGCAUCAGCCCCAGGGGAGCUGCGAGGCCACGGUCACUCUGCAUCACCAUGCUAUGCUAAUUGGCGCGCAAAAAUAUCUGCAACUCUAAGAAAGACAGAAUCUGCACCAGGGGCACUGAGAGGCCGUCGUCACUUUAAAUCAUCCAGCUAUGGUAAUCAGCAAUCAGAAAUCUCAGCAGCUGUUGGAAAGUCAUCCUCAGUUCCAGAAAAGUUGCAGGGCUGUAGACCAUCCAGCUCUGCUAGUCAACAGUCAUACAUCUCGGGUUACAGCUCAGAUAAUUCGCAGUACUUCAGUAUGACAGAUUUGAGCCUUCAGAAGAGCCUGUCUGUAAAUUCAGACUCUACAGGUAUUGGCAGCAUCUUGGAACCAGGUGAACUUCACUGGGAAAACAAGUCAAUAUCGCCGGUAUUUACCACCUGUCUCGACACAGUGGAGUGGCUCCCACCACUGAACAACCUCCCAAGACAACCAUUAAAGCAGAACUCUGUGGAGAAUCAGCUGCAGCGAUUUAAUGCCACCAGGGUUGAUGCAGAUGACAUUAUAGAAAAAAUCUUUCAGAGCCAAGAUUUCAGCCAUAGUGUCCUGGACUCCAGUGCAGAAGAGGAGGGCCUCAGUUUGUUUGUUGGUCCCGGUGGGAGAACAGCCCUGGGAACUCAGCGUAGAGGGGUUGCAGCUGGGGCUUUUGAGCAGGUGGUGAUCAAGCAUGAAUGAGGAGCAUUUAGCGCGUAUAAAGGGCCACAACAGACAGAACUGAUGACCUCAUCAACAAUCAUUCCCUUCUUCAAACACUCCCACUGCACUGCUUCUCACCUGCUGCGUCUACGGACCAGGAAGGCCCUCUAGUGGUGCCUGCAUUAAUU